Molecule: messenger RNA, 1965 nt
Organism: Fusarium pseudograminearum CS3096
Lineage: Eukaryota; Fungi; Ascomycota; Sordariomycetes; Hypocreales; Nectriaceae
Exons: 1
Coding region: 1-1965 (654 amino acids)
Source: RefSeq, a predicted model, not a curated record
AUGAAUCCUCAGCUACAAAACCUCUACUCAAAGAAUGUUCUGAGUAAAGAUGAUUCCUUUCGUUUGAUUUCUCUCCAACCAGGACCUUCUCAUACGCCGCUUGCCCUUUGUCUUCUGAACACCAACCUCAGCAACAUCCAGCCUUAUGAUGCCGUUUCCUAUGUUUGGGGCGACAUGAAGGACCCUAUUUCAAUUAGUGUCCAGGAUGCCGAUGAGUCCCAGACUCAUGUACGCAUCUCGCGCAACUGCCACGCUGCACUGAGUAGUUUACGUGAUCCCCAUGUAUCUCGGCUCCUUUGGAUUGACUCCAUUUGCAUUGAUCAAGAUUCCCCCGCCGAGAAAAAUCACCAAAUCGGUCUCAUGGGUCUUAUCUACCAGAAUGCCUCAAAGGUCAUGGUGUAUCUUGGACAAGGCUCGCCCGAAAGCGAUGCAGCCAUGAGAUGCCUCUGCGAACUUGAUGAACCGUCCAACGACAACAGUCUUGCUGCCGUGGGGGCUUCGGCUGUUCUUCAGGAGAACCGAGUUGCAGUAGACAAUUUGUUCAAGAGACCAUGGUUUUUUCGAGUUUGGGUGCUUCAAGAGAUCACGUUUGCACAAACAGCUACUGUUAUCUGCGGCGACUACCAACUGGAUUGGGAAAGCUUCAAGACGUUCUACCAUUGGAAUGUAAAUGCAGGAUGGAUUGAGAGACUCCCAUUCUCGAUCAACUACGCCGUGUCGCCAAGCCCAUUCGUUUCUUACGUUACCUAUGGUGAGCGCCUUUUGAAAAUCUUGGUAGACACAAGAUCCUGCGGCGCAACCGACCCAAGAGACAAACUGUAUGCCAUCAUUCCUCUUCUAGAUCGAGACCAUGAAAAGAUGCAGGAAGAGAACGAAGAACAGAAGGAAAGAUGGCAAUAUAAUGAGGAAGAACUGCGGCAAUUAAGCAUCCGACAACGCCGCCUAAGUAUCCAAGUCAACUACAACGACUCUGUAUCACGGGUGUAUACUGAACUUGCCAUAUUGCUAAUGGGUUCGAUCGGCCUUGAUGUUCUUUCAUACGUUGUCAAAGAAUCGGCCAUGCCUGGAUUGCCAACAUGGGUCCCAGACUGGACAGUUCUUUCUCCCUACUGGAGUGCUACUCAGAAGGUCACCAGAGGCAGAUACAAACCAUUUGCAGGGUUUCCAAAGGGGCCGUCUCAACACAUCUGGGGUUGGCGAAUGUUGUAUCCCCAUCUCAUCGACACGUGGACGAUUUCCAAUUAUCCAACGGCUAGCGGCGAGUCAUCUAAACAGCUUCAUAUCCAAGCGGUCAGCCUCGGCAGGAUUGAGAAGCUAGGUGAUGUAUGUGAUCUUGCAAAUAAUUACUUCCCAACUGGACAGUGGGCAAGUCUCGUACCAGACGAAUCGUAUCUCAAGAAUCCCGAAAUGCCCGAAGAUUUACCUACGGAGGAGACUCAUGAAUGGGACAGCGGCCCAAGAUCUUUAUCUCUGUUUGCCAGGACUCUGACGUUUGAUACCGUGGUUUAUCCCAAGGUUGCCAAAGACGCUAUAACUUAUAUAAGAAGAUAUAACGGCGAGAUUAUUAAUGACGCCGACAGUCCAUGGGGUUAUUUUGGAGAUCCAAAUGCCAGCAAUGGCGAAAGGAUGCCGCUAAUAGAGAUUUUCCAAGGUCCAGGGAGCUUUGAGAGACAAGUCAUGCAGAUCCUCAAGCGUUGCGAUGGGAAAAGACUGUGCAUUCUCGACACGGGACGAAUUGGCCUUUUGCAUGACAAUGUCCAGGUGGGUGAUGAGGUUUUUGUUGUUGAAGGGGCAAGCACACCUUUUGUGCUCAGAGAGGCGACAAAAGAUGUUGUGGAAACUGAAUCGCCAGAAAGAAUACUCAACUUGGUGGGUGAUGGGUUUGUUCUUGGUGUUAUGAAUGGUGAGAUUUGGGAUCUUGUAGAUAAUGGCGAUGUAUACAGAGAAAAACUCAUAAUAAGGUGA